UCCGCCCUCGGCGUGUCCCGGGCGCUGCGGGCUGAGCGCGGUGCUGGCCCUGCUCUGCCCCUGCUCGGCGCCUCGGUCCGGCCUCACGCUGCGAGGGAGCCGCGCACCGGCGGCGGUUUUUAUGGCCUUUUAUCUGGACAGGAGGGGAAAGCAGACAGAUGCAUGUGAGUGCCCCAUGGCUGCAGCUGCCUCAGUUCACUCAUUUAUUGCCUAUUGUAACUUGGAAGAAUUCUUUAGGUCGGUUCAUCUUCUGGGACCCAUCCCUGCCUUCUGGUUAAGGAAUCCAUGCACACAUACAGGAUGACUCAAGAGUGGGAUGGAUGUUCAGAUACCAGAAAGGUGCUGGUAACUUGACAGGAACCUCCACAUUCUUUGAAGAGACCUGUUGCACGUGAGACCUUUCAGAAACCUGUGUAGUUUGAAUACCUUGGAUUGUUACAUUCUGAAACUUUCACCAUGAAGAGAGCUGGGCAGAAGGUGGUGGCUGGAACUGAAGCUCCUGGAACAUCACAGACAAACAAAAAACAGAAAACUAGUUUAUGUGGCUCAGGGUUUGGGGAAUCUGAGCCGUGCACCUCGAUGGACUGGGGCAGCCUUCCCCACCACGUGAUCCUGCGUGUUUUUCAGUUCCUGACUUUAGUGGAUAGAGCCAGGGCAUCUUCUGUUUGUCGAAGGUGGAAUGAAGUUUUUCACAUCCCAGAUCUCUGGAGGAGGUUUGAAUUUGAACUUAGCCAGCCAGCCACUUCUUAUUUAAAGUCUACACAUCCAGAUCUCAUUCAGCAGAUUAUCAAGAGGCACGCUGACCAUCUGCAGUACGUCAGCUUCAAGGUUGAUAGUAGUACUGAGUCAGCAGAAGCAGCCUGUGACAUCCUUUCUCAGUUGGUGAAUUGUUCUAUCAAGACACUAGGUUUGAUCUCUACAGCAAAACCAAGCUUCAUGAAUGUCUCUAAGGCUCAUUUUGCAUCAGCACUGACAGUAGUUUUUGUGAAUUCCAAGUCAUUAUCAUCAAUCAAGAUAGAUGACACACCCCUUGAUGAUCCUUCCUUGAAGGUUCUUGUUGCUAACAACAGUGAUACUCUAAAACUACUAAAAAUGAGCAGCUGUCCUCAUGUUUCACCUGCUGGCAUUCUUUGUGUGGCUGAUCAGUGCCAUGGACUCAAGGAGCUGGCUUUGAACUACUACAUAUUAAGUGAUGAACUGCUGCUGGCUCUUUCCAGUGAAAAGCACGUUGAUCUGGAACACCUUCGCAUUGACGUCGUGAGUGAAAAUCCCGGCCAAGUUCAGUUUCACACCAUUAAAAAACAAAGCUGGGACGCUCUUGUUAAACACUCCCCCAAAGUCAACAUUGUCAUGUAUUUCUUCUUGUAUGAAGAUGAAUUUGAUGUUUUCUUCAGGGAGGAAACACCUGUCACACACCUGUACUUCGGCCGUGCAGUCAGCAAGGCCAUGCUGGGCCGCAUUGGCAUGAACUGCCCGCGGCUGAUCGAGCUGGUGGUGUGCGCCAAUGGACUCCAGCCCCUGGAUGAUGAACUGAUCCAGAUCGCUGAGCGCUGCAAGAACCUGACUGCCAUGGGGCUGGGGGAGUGUGAGGUCACCUGCAGAGGUUUUAUUGAAUUUGUCAAGAUGUGUGGGGGCAGGCUUACUCAGCUUUCCAUCAUGGAGGAGGUGCUGAUUCCAGAUAGUGAUUACAGCUUGGAUCGGCUCCAUCUGGAAGUCUCCAAACACCUUGGAAGAAUGUGGUUUCCUGAUAUGAUGCCCACGUGGUAAAUUCUCUGUGUGGAUAAAAUUGUGGGAUGGGGGUGCUGCUUUCUAUGCAAAUAAAAAAUUUAAAAAUCAAAUGUGAAAAUUUUCUUCCAGAUUUGAGUUUUUCUUCCUUGAGAAAACCUCUAUUAGACUAACAGCAAAACACUCUAAAAUAUUACUUAUAUAUUGAAAUAGAAAAUAGAUUGAAGUGUACUUAACGGUUCUGAAAGUAUGUCUGUGGUUUACAGGUGCUUCAAACUUCAAUGAAUUUUGGCUUCUCUGAGCUUCAGUUUAAACAUUCCGUUUACUUUCAAGUGGGUUUGGGUUUUUGGGUUUUUUUAUGUCUUUGUUUACUCUUUCUGAUCUAGUCAGAAGAGAAGCUAUUUUCCUUUAGGAAAUCUAUCUGUGGAAGGCUGGAUAGAAUUUUGAGUACAGUAUUAUUUGUCAUGAUGUUUUAUAUAGCUAUUUUUUAAAUAAUUCAUGUUUUAAUUGUAAAAGCUUGUAUAUUAAAAUACACUAUCCCAGGUUAAUCAGAUAUAUUAUAGCUUAAAUUCAUGGCAGUAUAAUAAAAUGUUGAUAAGCUUAUGCCUACAAGAAAUUUUCCAGCUCUAAAUUGCACUUUAAGUAAUUUUGUCAAAUUACAGAAACUAGAGAAUGCAUUGUACAGUACGUUGUUUUUGUCUUAUGAGUUAAAAGGAUGAAAAAGAGAUUUUGUUCAAAUUACUGAUUAUAAGUUUGGUUCUAGAUUGAUUGCUUGAAUGAGUAAUAAAGCACUUUGGAAACUGUCAGGACAAUAAGGAAUAGCUUUGGAUUUGGGCUCAAGUCUUUGUAAUCAAAGACUGAUGUCUGAAUGCUGUUCCGUGCUUUCAUUGCUAAGAAAUAAGAAAGAUUUUAUAAAUGUAGCUGGUAAGAAGGAAAGAUCAAAGGCCAUACAAUUGUCUUUGAUCAAUUUCUAUUUGGAAUCAAGAAUUUAUAGCACUUAAAGUUGUCACUUGGAGGACUAAAUGGACUGUAGAAAUCUCACCUGUUUCUUCCAGAGCUUUGUGUAAGCCCUGAUUUCUAGAGAAAGGCUUGCUGAAGGUAAUCCUGAAAUAUUUAAUUCAGGACUGUUUAAUACUUGUUGCUAUUAAUUGUUUUUUGAGACAGAUUGUAUUAUAUUUUAUUUUCUUAAAAGGGGAAAGACAUGGUGAGUUGAUGUAAAUUAGAGUAUGUAUUUUUGUGUUAACAUUUUGCACACUGUAAACUUCAAUGCAUUGUAUAUAAAUUUUUGCUGUAAUGA
Melospiza georgiana is the source of this 3022-nucleotide messenger RNA. RefSeq names its product F-box/LRR-repeat protein 21-like. Gene Ontology annotation, molecular function: protein binding. The coding region runs from base 457 to 1767 and encodes 436 amino acids. The transcript has 7 exons. Gene Ontology annotation, cellular component: cytosol; nucleus; SCF ubiquitin ligase complex. Lineage: Eukaryota; Metazoa; Chordata; Aves; Passeriformes; Passerellidae. The record is from RefSeq and is a predicted model, not a curated record. Gene Ontology annotation, biological process: entrainment of circadian clock by photoperiod; G2/M transition of mitotic cell cycle; SCF-dependent proteasomal ubiquitin-dependent protein catabolic process.